UCUUUUUGUAUUCAAUCAAACCUAAAACCCUAGAACCCCAAAACCCACCAUUUUUGAAGCCUCUGUGCUCGAAUCAACUAUGCCUUCGAAGAGCAAAAAGAGCUCAAAAUCAAAGAACUUCACCAAUUCAGACGCAACACCACAAUCUCCACUAUCCAAUUCAUCAUCAUACUCAAAUCUAAACCCUAAUUUUAACGAAGAAGACGACGAACACUCACUAUUACGCUCACUCGAACAUGUUUCCACCAUUUGUCCUUCGUUUAUCGGUACUUCUGCUUUGAUUUGCCGUGUGGUUGAAGAUGCUUCUGGUGGAAUUGAAUCCAGAGGGUGUAAAGUGUGGGUUUCGGAAUCGGUUAUGAUUGGUUCUUCGAUUACGCCUGGUUCUGCUGUUUCGGUAUCACUUGCAUCUAUAAGGAAAGAUGUCCCGGGUUACCCUCUUAGCUCAUUGAUGGAUGAAUGUGCCAGACACUACGGGUUCAAUCGAAAAACCGUUAACGAAACAGGAAAUCACUUCAUUCUAGCUACCGUUUUCCCUUCUUGUAAGGUCACGAAAAACGGCGUGCGAUUAUCUUCAACCCUGGCCUCUGCAAUGGGGUAUCCGAGUUCCGGCAGGAUAGUUUUCGUUUACCCUGUAAACAUUGGGGGUAACAAUAGUUCAAUUACGAUACGGAAAUGUAAAGACCUACAUCUAUCUUUGGUUUCUUCAAAGAGUUCGAUUAGUAAUAAUAAUAAUAAAAAUAAUAAAACAUCUCAAGCUGAUUUUCCAUCCGAAAACGGAUAUCUUUCAUCUCCAAAGACACCAUCUUUGACCAAGUCAAACCUUAGUUCUCCCUGCUCUAGCGCGCCAACUUCACCAAGACAUAGUCAAACUCGGUUUGACCCGUAUUUAGAUUCUUGUAAUAUUAAAGAAAUUUUGGAGGACGAAAUGGGAAAAAAGCUUCUUCAGACAUGCACCAUGUCGAUCUUAAAUUCCCGUCAUUUAAUUUCCGGAAACGUUGUAGUAAUCCCGAUACUUUCAGAGCUUUGUCUUUUCAAGGUUGUCGGUGUAGAAAACGUAUACGAGCAUGGCAAUGAUAAUAGAAACAAUGGUUUGUUUGAUCAAUCUUCGAAUAUAUCGGGACACGCUAAUGUUUUGUUAGUGGAUCAUGGAACAAAAGUUCAUUUGUUUUCAGAGAAAACAAAUUUUGAUAUAUGUAGUGAGGACAGCGUAGAUAAGAUAUCUAAUGAAAUUCCUAAAUUGGGAGGCUUGUCAAAGGAGUAUUCGGUUUUAAAAGAUAUUAUUGCAUCGUCAAAAACCAACACUCUUGAACGGAUGGGUUUGAGUGCAACAAAAGGAGUGCUACUUCACGGUCCACCUGGCACAGGGAAGACUUCAUUGGCCCGAUUGUGUGCCAACGAUGCUGGUGUUGAACUAUUCCUUAUAAAUGGACCGGAAAUAGUGAGUCAAUUUUACGGUGAAAGUGAACAAGCUCUGCAUGCAGUCUUUGAUUCUGCUAUUAAAGCUGCACCUGCUGUGGUAUUCAUAGAUGAAUUGGAUGCCAUUGCACCAUCUCGGAAAGAAGGCGGUGAAGAACUUUCAGGAAGAAUUGUUGCAACUUUACUAAAUUUGAUGGAUGGAAUUGAUAGAACCGAAGGCCUAAUUGUUAUUGCUGCAACCAAUAGGCCCGAUAGUAUUGACCCCGCAGUCAGACGGCACGGAAGACUUGGUAGAGAAAUCGAGAUAGGUGUACCAUCUCCUAGUCAACGUUAUGAAAUAUUACUUACUUUACUUAGUGAAAAACAACACUGUCUUUCUAAUACCGAAAUUCAUCAUUUGGCUACGACAACCCACGGGUUUGUGGGUGCGGACUUGGCGUCCCUCUGCAACGAAGCUGCAUUUGUUUGUCUUAGACGAUGCGUUGGCAAGGUUCACAAUGAAUCAUUUUCAGAUGAUAUGAAGGGCUUGAAUUUUGGAGAUAGUUUGAUUUUAUCUGGUUCGGAGUUGGAUUCCGGUAGCGUUGAAAGUGAUCGUAUUGGCGGAAAUUUGAGUGUGUCGUUUGAAGAUUUUGAGAAAGCCAGGAUUAAAGUGAGACCAAGUGCAAUGAGAGAGGUAAUACUCGAGGUUCCAAAGGUUAGCUGGAAAGACGUCGGCGGUCAACACGAAGCCAAACAACAGUUAAUGGAAGCCGUAGAAUGGCCUCAAAAACACCAAGACGCUUUCAACAAUAUCGGUACCAGCCCACCAACAGGAGUCUUAUUGUUCGGCCCACCGGGCUGCAGUAAAACCCUUUUGGCCCGUGCAGUAGCCUCCGAGGCUAAACUCAAUUUUCUCGCAGUAAAGGGCCCUGAACUUUAUAGCAAAUGGGUCGGUGAAUCAGAAAAGGCUGUUAAAUCUUUGUUUGCAAAAGCACGGGCUAAUGCCCCUUCGAUUGUGUUUUUUGAUGAGUUAGAUGGGCUUGCUAAUAUACGUGGGAAGGAAAAUGAUGGCGUUUCGGUUGCUGACCGGGUUAUGAGUCAACUACUUGUUGAGUUAGACGGUUUGAAACAGAGGGUUAAUGUCACCGUCAUUGCUGCUACAAAUCGACCCGAUAAGAUCGAUACCGCGCUUUUAAGACCAGGACGUUUUGAUAGGCUUGUGUAUGUGGGCCCGCCUAAUGAAAAAGACCGUAUUGAGAUUUUCCGUAUCCGUUUGAAUAAAAUGAGUUGCAGUUCGGAUGUAUGCGUUGAGGAGUUGGCCCGUCUUACUGAAGGCUGUACCGGAGCUGACAUUUCUCUAAUCUGCCGUGAAGCUGCCAUGGCAGCUAUCGAGGAGAACAUUGAUGCAUCAGAAGUAAGAAUGGAACAUUUGCGAUCCGCAAUUGAACAAGUGCAACCAUCAGAUGUGGAUUCUUAUGAAGAAUUGACUCAAAAGUUUCAGAGACUUGUCGUACAAGCUACCCCAAAAGAUGAUUAGUCUCUAAACCGUCCACAAAAAAGGGGUGUAUUAAAUCCAUUUCGUCGAUUAUUUCUCGCUGAAUAGAUUCUAUCUUUGAUCAAGAGACAAAAGUACUUUUGACUAUGCGACACCCAAAGGUGCGGAUCUACAUGACUUAUUUUGCGUAAUUUGAGCGUUUUAUUGUUUUAAAUCGAUGUUUAUAAGUAUGUUUUUUGCCGAGAAGAACGUUGAUAUAUUUUGUUAGAUUAAAUCUACGUGGUACAUGCAAAACGCCUUGUGGGUAAAAUUGUACAAUAACACUAAUUAAACUUUAUAUUUUGUUACUCAUUUUUUACAA
Helianthus annuus (common sunflower) is the source of this 3251-nucleotide messenger RNA. Its product is annotated as calmodulin-interacting protein 111. The transcript has 11 exons. The coding region runs from base 80 to 2932 and encodes 950 amino acids. Gene Ontology annotation, molecular function: ATP hydrolysis activity; ATP binding. Gene Ontology annotation, cellular component: chloroplast; cytoplasm. The record is from RefSeq and is a predicted model, not a curated record. Lineage: Eukaryota; Viridiplantae; Streptophyta; Magnoliopsida; Asterales; Asteraceae.